Messenger RNA from Verruconis gallopava, 1946 nucleotides. RefSeq lists its product as uncharacterized. The record is from RefSeq and is a predicted model, not a curated record. Bases 380 to 1612 code for a protein of 410 amino acids. Lineage: Eukaryota; Fungi; Ascomycota; Dothideomycetes; Venturiales; Sympoventuriaceae. The transcript has 2 exons.
CGCUCAUCAAGCUAGGUCGCACGACGUUGGCUCAACGUUUUGUGACGGGUGAUCAAGUCACGACAGCUUUGGAAAUCCGUGUUCAUGCGUGCGCUUCGCCUUGCUGGCCACCUCCGGAGCCGUUCGUCUCCGAAGGAGGGACAUUGAGCCCAAGACAACCCCACCAGAUGAUCUCACCGUGCUCGAGGCUUGGACCCUGUGAUUUGGCGGCUGAGGCCCUCCUGUGUGCUGAAUGAUUUAACCACGCAUGAUACUUAUUGCUGCGCACUGUCUUCGCUUCUCAACGUUCUCUCUUAUUCUUUGGCCCGCGAGAAACCCCCAUCUUUUCAUUUGCUCUCCGUUCGAAGUUGCGGGCAGAAUUUGAGCGUGGAGAGCGACAAUGGCGGACAGACCCCGCUACAGCCAUCGACGACCACGUUAUUACGACGACGAGAGCGACACAGACGUAGACGACUACCCACCACCCCGACCACGGCCACAUCGCGACGACAGACGCGCGCCUCCUCCCCCAGCUCAGGUACCUGCCGCCGCCGCUCCACCACCGCCUCCUCCACCUGCGCAAGUACGCCGCCCUUCCAUCCUUUUAGACCCAGAAGAAACACCCAGCGAGCGAGAACGCCGCCGACCAAGGCGAGAUUCUAACGUACGCCUACAGACUUCUGACGACGAAAAUGGAUACACACGGUCGCGGCAUGCCCCGCCGCUAGCAAAGCAUGAUCUUGAGAACAAGACCGGAGAAGAUCAUCACAAAUUCAGGGCCAAGCGAGAUGGCUACGAAAGCGAUGAGGGAGAGAAUCUGAGGAAGGCAAGGAAGGCACAUCCGUCCACAAAGCCCUACCCAGACGAUGACGAGGAGUAUGGUGGGCCGAAACCGCGAGAUCACGUUCUGCCGUUGAGAGGCAAACCGCGGGAUGCAGUCGAGUACGGAGUAGAUGCGGUACCUGCUGCCGAUCCUCCCAUUAGGAGACGACGCACAUAUAAAGACCCCUCCAGCCGCAGUAGAGACUACGAAGAUUAUGACCCGCCCAGUCCUCGGCGCCCCGACCGCCGCAGAUUAGAUUUUGACGAUCCGGGUUAUCGUUCAGACAACAUCCGCAGACGCUCCUCAAUCCGCCAGCCACGACCACGCAGAGAUUAUGAUGACUAUGAUGAUUAUGACCGUCCUCGACGCCGAGACGAGGGCGGUUAUCGCUCGGGAGGGGAGCGAGGACGCCCGCGACCGCAAGACUACUAUUCUGACCACCGCGAAGACCGGGCGCCACGUCGAGGAGACCCAAGACGGUACCCCAGAGAUGAUCGCUACGAUGAUCGAUAUGACGACCGCUACGACGACCGUUACGACGACCGUUACGAUGAUCGCAGGAGACACUCAUACGCGCGAGAUCCGUAUGCACGAGACCCAUAUGCGCGAGACCCGUACUCUCGAGACCCGUAUGCGCGACCACGGGACGACCGGCGAAAGUCCACGGGAAGCACAAUGAAGGACUGGCAAAAGGAGGCAGGGGCGGCGUUCAUGGCGUAUGCGAUGCCGGCGAUCAAGAAGGAGGGCACGAAGUUCGUGAAGAAGGAACUCCAAAAGUUCCUCGCCAGCCGCGGAGCGGGGGGUUCCUAAACGUGAAAGGACGAACGUUGGAAUGAAAUCGCGACUGUGUUUGGCAUUAGAAUGACGUUUGAAUUUUCCCCUAAUUCUUUCUUCUUCUUGAGACAAAAGCCUAGGGUGUUGUCAGGACGUCGGAUGUAAUGAGUCGUUUAACCUCAACAAGCUCAUAAAAAAAGGGAGUUGGUUUCUUUAAAGGUAGAUUUUCUCUAUUUUUAAUGCGACACAAUAAUCCGGCACGAUAUGAGUGCGGUCCUGCCAUGUUUGAGUGGCAUUCGUAAGCGGAUAUAUAAGGGUUCACACCGACCAGUAUACAAAUCUUAGCAAGUCGUACCUCCCUUCUUCUUCG